AGCACAGACAGCCACUCCACUUGCUUUAGCCUAGAAUCACCCCCCCAAAAUCCCGGAGGUAUCCUGGUGCUUGAACUGAUUUUCCAGAGGCAGAAUGGACAUCAAGGAAUAUUUUGCCAGAAUUUCUUACCGGGGCUCCCACAAUAAGCCAGACCUGGGUACCAUGUCAGAUAUAUUCCAGCACCACAUCCAAGCUGUCCCUUUUGAAAACCUCAGCAUCCACUGUGGGGAAACGAUUGAGCUGGACCUGGAAGCAACCUACAACAAGAUAGUGAGGAAGAAACGUGGGGGCUGGUGCAUGGAAAACAACUACCUUUUGUCUUGGGUCCUGAAAACUCUGGGCUAUGACGUCACCCUUCUGGGAGCAAAAGUUUUUGUUCCGGAGCACGACGCCUACCCAGAGGAAAUGGAUCAUCUGCUGCUAAAAGUGGUGCUUGAUGGCAAAUCCUACAUCGUGGAUGGGGGGUUUGGGAUGGCCUACCAGCUGUGGCAGCCAAUGGAGCUGAUUUCAGGGACAGAUCAGCCGCAGACUCCCGGGGUCUUUCGCUUCCUGGAGGAGAGCGGGACCUGGUACCUCGAGAAGGUGAAAAGGAAGCAGUGGGUUUCCAACCAAGGUGCUUCCACUUCCCACAACGUGGAAGAUGAAGUCUGCCGUCGGAUUUACCUCUUUACCCUUCAGCCACGAGACAUUGAAGAGUUCAGAGGCUGCAAUGCCCACCUGCAGACAGCGCCCGACUCGCUCUUUGUGACCAAGUCUAUCUGCAGCCUGCAGACUGCCGACGGCAUCCGGGCACUGGUGGGGUGGAAACUCACUGAGAUGAAGUACAAUUAUAGGGACAAUAUGGAUCUUGUGGAAAUCAGAAUGCUUGCAGAUGAAGAAAUAGAGAAAACACUGAAAGAGAAAUUCAAUAUAACACUAGACAAGAAAUUUGUACCCGUCAAUACAAGCAGGUUGUCUCUGUUCUAACUCACUGCCUGAAUUAUAAUUCAAUUCAGGGGCAUUACAGGCAAUUCCUCCCCCUCUUUCUGACAAGCAUCUAAAGGUUGAGCUUUUCCCUUCCAUCUACACCAGUGUAAAGCAGAACAUACUGGCACGAAUCUGGAAAAGAAAUGGAUUUUCACAACUAUUCCUACAUCUCUUUUUGAUUUGGGUACAAAUAACUCCUUCGCAGCUCAAUCAAAUCACUGUCCUCUAUUUGUGCUUAGCGGGGAGCACACUCUGCCCAUUCCCUACUCCUUUCAUCUCUUAAAAGCUUCUCUAAACACACCCAGAGCAGCUGGGCAGAAUGAUGGAACUGCAUGGCUCUUUCUUUAUUACCUGGUGCUGCCACCUGGGGAAAAUCAUAUCCACCUCUUAAAUGAACACUAUAUUAUUUUGGGAAUUUAACAGCCAGAAAAACAAAGACAUCCUGUGCUGAGUUUGCUCCUCAAGCCUGUCCUUUUUGCUCCUGCAUCCACAACACCCUCUCACGUGGCAGUCAGAUGGUGUCACACCUGUGCUGCACCGUAAGAAUACUUAAGGACAGGUUAUUUAUGGCCUAAAACAGAUGAUAAGAAAUAUUAGCGACAAUUCUGUCUUGUUUCAGACUUUACACGACUCCAGUUCUCUGAGUGACAUAACCAAAAAGCAGUAUUUCUUUGAACUUAAAGCAUUUCCUGAGCAUUUUGUUUGCUACCACCCAGCAGCAGACUGCUGGGAAUACAUGUUCCUCUCGUCACUCUGAGUGUUAUUGCACAUUAAUUAUUAUGGUUGAACCCAAAAACAGGCACAGAAUUAUUUAUCUGAAAUAUAUCUGUUCUACUGAGGAUGUGUUUGCAGUGAUACAAAUUAUAUUGAUAAAAGGAGAAACUAUGAAUCUUAAUCACAUACCUAAAGGCUAAGAUUUCUAGUAGGAGAAAUUACUCAAAUGUGAUCACUUUGCCCUUUGAGAAGAUACUUGAUGUUCCUUCAUGUACAAAUCUUGGAAGCAUUACAACUAUGCACUUAUAAUUUAGUAAAUUAUAUAAGUGAUUUACAGUUAAAUAAAAAAAAAAAUAAAUAAAGCAUUGUGUGGUAGAAUUAUUCAGACAUUUUCCCCCCCAAAUUACAGCAUGUAUUCCCAAAGUAAAAAAUGUCAUUAAUCACUGCAGUUGUCCUGAUUAUUUUUAUGUGCUAAUAUUUUGCAGCGAAGGCUUUUAAAAAACACAAUAACUCACUGAACCUUUUUUACUUGGUAUGCA
Messenger RNA from Pipra filicauda (Wire-tailed manakin), 2220 nucleotides. Its product is annotated as arylamine N-acetyltransferase, pineal gland isozyme NAT-3. The transcript has 2 exons. The coding region runs from base 95 to 967 and encodes 290 amino acids. NCBI's taxonomy places the organism in Eukaryota, Metazoa, Chordata, Aves, Passeriformes, Pipridae. Gene Ontology annotation, molecular function: acetyltransferase activity. The record is from RefSeq and is a predicted model, not a curated record.